AUGGUAUCGCGUGGUGUGCAACCAAAUGAAUUGAUGCGUAGUGAUUUGUGGUGGAACGGACCGGGCUUCCUCCGUGUUACUAACGAUAUGUCGGAUCCAAGAGCCGAGGAUAAUGAAGAUGACCUUUCAGAAGAAGAUUGUGUUGUGGUUGGAAUAGUGACGGCUUCGGCCAACGGUAACUAUCAAUACGAACUUAUCAUGGCGUGUAGCAGCUUCAGAAGGCUGCAGCGAAGAUUUGCUUACGUGUGUCGGUUCAUUUACAACUGUCGGGCGAAAGGGCUUGGCAAGAAAAAGAGAUCCGGAGCUAUUGGUGUGAUGGAUUGGCGUGACGCUGUAUAUUGUAUGGUACGCAUAGUUCAGCGGGUUGUGUACUACGAAAAGAUCAGCAACAUUCAACGAGGUGAACGUGUGGAGGGAAAACUAAGAAACUUUAACCCUUUCUUCGAUGAGCAAGAGAGACUGCUGAGAGUCGGCGGUCGGAUCAAGUACUCCGAUUCGCCGAGAGAUCAGAAACAGCCGAUGAUCAUCCCUGAACGUCACCAUUUCACAGAAAUCGUUAUUGAGGCGCUGCACCAAGAGGAGCUGCACGUCGGAUUGAACGGCCUGAUGGCAAAGAUAAGAAGACAAUUCUGGCCAGUCAACGCUAAACGCACUAUCAAUCGAUUAGUCAGAAGAUGUGUGAAAUGCUUUCGUGCGAAUCCUCGGGAUGUGCAGCAAUUCAUGGGAGAUCUGCCCAGUGUCCGAGUCACCAUCACCCAACCAUUUUCACGUAUGGGUGAGGACUACGCGGGCCCUUUUUUCAUCAAGCAAGGGCGAUCGAAGGCUCCGUGCAAGGCGUAUGUCUGUGUUUUCGUAUGCAUAUGUACGAAGGCUAUUCAUUUGGAACUUGUGACUUCAUUGACGACAGAAGGGUUCUUACAGGCUCUGCUGCGUUUCGUUGGACGGCGUGGAAAUGUGUCAGACAUAUAUUCUGAUAAUGGCACCAAUUUUAUUGGGGCCAAACGAGAACUUCAGGAAUUGUUUCAGCUUCUGAAGUCGCAAAUUCUGCAAGAGAAGAUAGCAGGCUUCUGUCAGCCACGUGGAAUAAACUGGCAUUUGGUACCACCGAAGGCUCCCCACCAGGGUGGGCUGUGGGAAGCUGGUGUCAAGGCUAUGAAAACUCACCUUCACCGAACGUUGAAGGAGGCGUAUUUGACAUACGAGGAAAUGAACACCCUCUUAAUCAAAUCAAGGCCAUAUUAA
Messenger RNA from Wyeomyia smithii (pitcher-plant mosquito), 1242 nucleotides. RefSeq lists its product as uncharacterized. NCBI's taxonomy places the organism in Eukaryota, Metazoa, Arthropoda, Insecta, Diptera, Culicidae. The record is from RefSeq and is a predicted model, not a curated record. Gene Ontology annotation, biological process: DNA integration. The coding region runs from base 1 to 1242 and encodes 413 amino acids. The transcript has a single exon. Gene Ontology annotation, molecular function: nucleic acid binding.